AUUUCCGACGCCAUAUUAUUUCGUUUCGUGCCUUGGUGGAAACAAGCCGUCAACAAUCGCGCACCAUUGCUGAGUUUUAAGAGUUAAGUCAACGACUGAGAUAGUUAUAAAAAAAUCUAAAAAUGGCUGCAACUAAAGCACCCGCUGUAGGUAUUGAUUUGGGAACCACUUACUCGUGCGUGGGAGUAUUCCAGCACGGUAAGGUGGAGAUCAUCGCCAACGACCAGGGCAACAGGACCACGCCCUCAUAUGUCGCGUUCACCGACACCGAGCGUCUCAUCGGAGAUGCCGCCAAAAACCAGGUGGCGAUGAACCCCAACAACACAAUCUUCGAUGCCAAACGACUUAUUGGCCGCAAAUUCGAAGAUGCCACCGUACAAGCCGACAUGAAGCACUGGCCGUUUGAGGUAGUCAGUGACGGUGGCAAACCUAAGAUCAAGGUUGCAUACAAGGGUGAAGAUAAAACAUUCUUCCCUGAAGAAGUUAGCUCAAUGGUACUCACAAAGAUGAAGGAAACGGCCGAGGCCUAUCUCGGUAAAACGGUGCAGAAUGCAGUAAUUACGGUUCCAGCGUACUUCAAUGACUCACAGAGACAAGCCACAAAAGAUGCAGGUACCAUCUCUGGUUUGAACGUUCUCCGUAUCAUCAACGAACCGACUGCUGCUGCGAUUGCUUACGGCCUUGAUAAGAAGGGGAGUGGAGAACGUAAUGUUCUGAUUUUCGAUCUCGGCGGCGGUACCUUCGAUGUGUCCAUUUUGACGAUCGAAGAUGGUAUCUUCGAAGUAAAGUCCACCGCCGGAGACACGCACUUGGGAGGAGAGGACUUCGACAACCGUAUGGUGAACCACUUUGUCCAAGAAUUCAAGAGGAAAUACAAGAAGGACCUCGCCACCAACAAGAGGGCCCUGCGACGACUUCGCACUGCCUGUGAAAGGGCGAAGAGAACUCUCUCCUCGUCCACCCAGGCCAGUAUUGAAAUUGAUUCUCUCUUCGAGGGUAUUGAUUUCUACACCUCCAUCACCAGGGCUCGUUUUGAGGAGCUGAACGCUGACUUGUUCAGAUCUACAAUGGAGCCUGUAGAGAAGUCCCUGCGUGACGCUAAAAUGGACAAGUCCCAAAUUCACGACAUCGUACUCGUAGGUGGUUCUACUCGUAUUCCCAAGGUGCAGAAGCUCCUUCAAGACUUCUUUAACGGAAAGGAGCUUAACAAGUCCAUCAACCCCGACGAGGCCGUAGCUUACGGUGCUGCCGUCCAGGCCGCCAUCUUGCACGGUGACAAGUCUGAGGAAGUUCAGGAUCUGCUACUGCUUGAUGUCACUCCGCUAUCACUCGGUAUUGAGACCGCUGGCGGUGUCAUGACCACUCUAAUCAAGCGCAACACCACCAUCCCCACCAAGCAAACUCAGACCUUCACCACUUACUCCGACAACCAGCCCGGAGUACUCAUCCAGGUGUUCGAAGGUGAACGUGCCAUGACUAAGGACAACAACUUGCUGGGCAAGUUCGAGCUUACCGGCAUCCCACCCGCGCCCCGUGGCGUACCUCAAAUUGAGGUCACCUUCGACAUCGACGCCAACGGAAUUCUCAACGUAUCAGCCAUUGAGAAGACAACUAACAAGGAGAACAAGAUCACAAUUACCAACGACAAGGGCCGAUUAUCCAAGGAAGAGAUUGAGCGUAUGGUCAACGAAGCUGAGAAGUACAGGACUGAGGAUGAGAAGCAAAAGGAGACCAUUCAGUCUAAGAAUGCCUUGGAAUCUUACUGCUUCAACAUGAAAUCCACAAUGGAAGACGAGAAGCUGAAGGACAAGAUCUCAGACUCCGACAAGCAAACCAUCCUUGACAAGUGCAACGACACUAUCAAGUGGUUAGAUUCCAACCAAUUGGCCGACAAGGAAGAGUAUGAGCACAAGCAGAAGGAGCUCGAAGGCAUCUGCAACCCCAUCAUCACCAAGAUGUACCAGGGAGCCGGCGGUAUGCCCGGUGGCAUGCCUGGCGGUAUGCCCGGUUUCCCCGGCGGCGCCCCUGGCGCUGGCGGCGCGGCCCCUGGUGGCGGUGCCGGACCCACCAUCGAGGAGGUCGACUAAACAUUCCAACUUACCUACAUUCAAGCUUUUACUGAUAUUGCAGUAUUCAACUACAGUAACAGUGUCCUCCCAAUAAAUGAUUAAAACUUAA
This is a messenger RNA of Trichoplusia ni (cabbage looper), 2178 nucleotides long. RefSeq names its product heat shock 70 kDa protein cognate 4 (gene Hsc70-4). The coding region runs from base 123 to 2087 and encodes 654 amino acids. Gene Ontology annotation, cellular component: cytosol; plasma membrane; nucleus. Gene Ontology annotation, molecular function: ATP-dependent protein folding chaperone; heat shock protein binding; ATP hydrolysis activity. The record is from RefSeq and is a predicted model, not a curated record. NCBI's taxonomy places the organism in Eukaryota, Metazoa, Arthropoda, Insecta, Lepidoptera, Noctuidae. Gene Ontology annotation, biological process: protein refolding; vesicle-mediated transport; cellular response to unfolded protein. The transcript has 3 exons.